UGUUGCGGCCGCUCGCUCUACAGCAGUGGAAGAGGCUGCAGUACAAUUCAGCGAAAACAUGACAGACGACGAUAUUGUGAUAAGCGGUUUCUCCGGACACUUCCCGCAAGCUGAUGAUCCGGGCGAGUUCAAGGAAAAACUCUACGCGAAUGUCGACUUCGUUACAGACGAUGAGGCUCGUUGGCCUCGAGGAUUUCUGGGAUUACCGGCAAGAAUGGGCACCAUCCGUGACCUGACCCGCUUCGACGCCCAGCUGUUCGGUGUCAACCCGAAGCAGGCGCACCUCAUGGACCCCCAAGUUCGCCUCCUGCUGGAGACCUCGUACGAGGCCAUCGUGGACGCAGGCUAUGAUCCCGCGACACUGCGGGGUCGCAAUGUGGGAGUCUUCAUAGGCUGUACCGCGUCUGAAUCCGACGAAGCAUUCAGCGUGAACGCGGACAGAAUAGACGGCUACGGGCUGGCCGGCAGCAACCGAGCGAUGUUCGCCAACCGCAUUACCUACGCAUUUGAUUUCAAUGGUCCGAGCAUCACGGUGGACACAGCGUGCUCAUCGACACUGUCGGCCCUUAAUCAUGCCGUGUUGGCUAUGCGUUCUGGGCAGUGCGAGGCAGCCAUUGUAGGUGGAAGUACUGUUUGCCUCAAACCUGCUAUGUCACUAAGCUACCUGCGUCUAGGUAUGCUGUCAGCGGACGGAAAGUGCAAGUCAUUCGACGCACAAGGCAAUGGCUACGUCCGAAGUGAAACCGUGGGCGCCUUUUUCGUUCAACGAGCCCACCAAGCUCGCCGAAUCUACUCGAAAGUAAACCACGUCAAGAUUAACGCCGAUGGUCACAAAACUACAGGAAUAAUGGUUCCAUCGGCAAAACUGCAAGAGAAGCUUUUUCGGGAGGUGUACGCUGAAGCCAACGUUGACCCAAGCAGCGUGCUUUACCUAGAAGCUCAUGGCACGGGAACUAAGGUGGGCGACCCGACCGAGUUAGCCGCCGUGAGCAGUGUUUUCUGCAAACCAGAAAGAGCUGGACCCCUGAAGAUAGGAUCUGUGAAGAGCAAUCUUGGUCACACCGAAGCAGCUGCUGGCAUUUGUUCCUUGGCCAAAGUUAUUUUGGCGAUGGAGACUGGCACGAUUGCUGCAAAUCUGCACUUUAAUGAGCCAAACCCUGACAGUCCAUCUCUGCAAAAUGGUACUAUUGAAGUUGUCGACAAGCCGACGCCCUUCCCAGGAGGCCCGGUUGGCGUCAAUUCCUUUGGUUUUGGAGGCGCCAACGCACACGCGAUUCUGGAACCAAUACCUGGGUAUCACGUGAAUGACAUUGCACGUGAUAAGCCAGAGCUGCCGAGACUUGUUCUUGUGGCCGGCAGAACAAAAUAUUCGCUUGAGCGAACUAUGGACCGGGUGGGUGCCGAGGGACCCUACCCGGAUUCCGCGUACGCUCUGAUAAACCUUGUUGGCCAACCAAGUGUAACGCAGUUUCCAUUACGAGGCUACCUCUUGGUCCCCGUGGAUGGUUCCGGAAAAGAAGUCAUCAAAGCCGCGGCUGAAGCUCAGUCGACGAAGCGGCCCCUGUGGUUUGUUUUCUCUGGAGUUGGAUGUCAGUGGAAAGGCAUGGCACAGCAGAUGAUGCAUUUUGACUUGUUUGCACGCUCCAUCCAGAAGUCGCACGCGCUCCUCAGGCAAUUUGGCAUUGACCUCAUAGACCUGGUAACUUUCGACAACGAGGAUAAGGCCGUGGCAUCCCUCUGCGGAUGUAUUGCAGCUAUUCAGGUGGCACUCGUGGAUGUGCUGUUCGCUUUGGGAAUUAGGCCAGACGGCAUGGUGGGCCACUCGCUAGGAGAGAUCGGCUGCAGCUAUGCCGACGGAUGCCUCACAGCCGAGCAGACCAUACUGUCGGCCUACUGGCGAGGCCACUGCGUCGACAUGGGCAACCUGCCUAGAGGGGCUAUGGCCGCCGUCGGUCUCUCGUGGGAGGAGGCUACAAGACGCUGUCCAGACGGCGUGCAGCCAGCUUGCCACAACGCAGAGGAUUCAGUUACGGUGUCCGGAGCAGCUGAAGCAGUAGCCAAGUUUGUCCAAGAGCUAAAAGCUGAAAGCGUGUUCUUGCGAGAGGUGGACAGCUCAGGCAUCGCCUUUCACAGCAAGUACAUGGAGAGCGUCAGACCGGCAUUUCUGGAAGCCAUGCAAAAGAUCAUUACGGAACCGACGCUCCGCGGCAAGGGUUGGUUGAGCACUUCACUGCCACCACACCGCUGGCACGAGUCUCUUGCUCAGAGGUGCACACCAGAGUACCAUGCAAACAAUAUUGUAUCCCCUGUGUUUUUCUUCGAAGCUCUGCAACGCGUUCCCAAGGACGCCAUCUUGGUUGAGGUUGCACCGCACUGCCUACUGCAGUCGGUGUUGAGACGCUCAGUUGGCGCGGACGCCACAUGCCUUGGCCUGAUGAAGCGGGACGCGGACAACCUGAGCUUCUUCCUCAACUCUUUGGGCCAGCUGCACUCGCUGGGCGUGAAGUUUGAUCCAUCUCCGCUGUACCCGCCAGUGCCCCUGCCUGUACCACGUGGCACUCCGAACAUCGCGCACCUCGUCAGCUGGGACCACUCUCAGCAAUGGACCGUCGCCAAAUGGAACGAUUUUGCUACGUCGGCCCAGCUUUCCGAAGAAGUCAUAGAAGUUGAUCUCGACGACCACGAACGAGACGCAUACUUGGCUGGGCAUCAAAUUCAAGGCCGCGUUCUGUUUCCGGCGACCGGCUACAUAGUGAUGGUCUGGAAGUCCCUGGCGAAGCGCUUUGGGAAGCCAUUUGACAAGCUUCCAGUAAUACUCGAAGAUUUAACAUUUCACCGUGUCGUCAUUCUGCCUAAGACGGGUACCGUGCGGUAUCUCAUGAACAUCAUUCGAACAUCGGGGGAGUUCGAGAUCUCGGAGGCAGGAACGGUGGUCGCGAGUGGCUCCAUUCGUCUGGCUGCGGAGAACGAGACGGUCCUUGACGAGGAACUGGGCACGCCAACCGACACGCUGGCCUACGAGCUCGACGCCGAAGAUAUCUACAAGGAGUUCCGGCUGCGUGGCUACGAGCACCACGGUGUUUUCCAGGGCAUAAAAAAUGCUGACAUACAUAGACCAUGCGGCAAGCUCAAGUGGGACGGCAACUGGGUGUCAUUUAUUGACUCCAUGCUCCAGGCGGCCCUUCUUUCCAGCUCAAAGAGAGUCUUCAAGCUUCCGGCGAGGAUCCAUUCAUGCCGCAUCGACCCCAAUGUCCAUGCCACUGUCGUUGAGAAAGCUCAAGAGAGCGGCAUAGACUUCGUCUACGACGUCUCCUUCAACAUGUGUCAAGCUGGAGGCGUAGUUGUGCAAGGAUUAAAGACAAGCAUCCCAUUAAAGCGCACCGUAGAUAAUACGCCCAUUGUAAACGAAUACAGGUUUAUACCCUACAUAGACAACGAGUUGAGUCAGCAAAAGAGGCAAGCUUGCAUUCAAGAAUACAUCGACAUCUGCAAUGGCCUGGCCGCACGUGUUCUCAAGAACCUCAGCAACAAUGAGCAUAGUAUCUCUGAACUUAAGGAACAGAAUCACCAUGUUCCCGAAAAAAUUCUUCGAAGGCUUUUAGAUAAUAACGCCGAGAACCAUGGCCUUUUGAGGGUCCUUGCCACAGUAGAGGAGCAGGUCAAAAUUUCCGCUUCGUCAUCGGAGGAAAUCAUCCAAUCUGCAGUGGAGACCUACAAAAAGGACAUUGAAACUGACAUUCUUAUGACAGCACUGUUUGAAGAGGAUCCCUUUAGGCACCUCCUUGACGUGGUCGUGGAGAACACCAGCCUAAAGUCGUUUCAGGUUCUUGAAGUGGCAGCCCCAGGAGCUCACUCCAUCUUGGCUCCCCGAGUGUCUUCGUUGUUGAACAUGAGCAAUAUGCUCCUAAAUAUCGACUACACUCUGGCUCACCAUCCUAUGGAUAAGGUCAAUCCAGAUAAUGUCCCACAAGGCACCAAAAUAGUACAGUGGGAUCCCAUAUCAGAUACAUGUGAACGACUGCACGAUGCUCACCUGGUUGCCACCUGCCUCUCCCCGUGGAGUUCACACAGCAUCGAUGUUUUGAUUGACAAGCUCUCGAAGCUGUGCAAAAAACAAGGCUUUGCCCUCGUGUUCCAACGUACCGCUAUGACACCGGCAGAAAGUCUCAUAUCGUCCGUUGGAAUGUGUGACUUUAGAUUGCACACGAUUGAAAGAAUUGAAUCAUUGUUCCGGUCGCAUGGGCUCAAGCUGGUUGGCCAAAAGUCAAACAACAUUUCUGCACUACUCUUGUUUAGAAAAACGGCCGCAACAGCUCAGGUAGCUAAGCCGUUCCUCCUGAGGGUGAGCAGUGCAAAAUAUGACUGGGUGGAGGUACUUAAGGCCAAGGCUCCAGAAGUGGAACAAAAACCAGCAGGCCAUAAUCUCUGGCUGCUCGCCGAAGACUGCGGUAUCAGUGGUGUGGUUGGCUUGACAAACUGCCUACGCCUGGAGACCGGUGGAAGCCACAUUAGAUGCCUGUUCAACGCAAGCUUCAAUGAAUCGGACGAAGUUGACUUCAGCCCGAGAAACCCAGACUACCACGAUAUACUGGAGAAAGACCUUGUCAUGAACAUCUACCGCAACGGGCAGUGGGGAUCCUUCCGACACAGAAGCCCACUCAAACGUGGUGCUCCGAAAAUUCCCGCAGAGGUUGCCUGCCUAAACGUAGAAAUGCGCGGUGACUUGUCCAGCCUACAGUGGUACGUGUCACCCCUGCGCUACGCUCUCUCCUCCACUUCAACUACCAAAGCCAUCUGCACAGUGUACUACGCUCCCCUCAACUUUCGUGACGUCAUGCUCGCCACUGGUAAACUUCCAUCUGAUGCUCUGCCUGGAGAUCUCGCCACUGCUGACUUCCUCCUUGGCGUGGAAUUCUCUGGCCUUGACAACCAUGGACGCAGAGUCAUGGGUCUUCUGCCAGUCCAGGGCUUGGCGACUGCCGUGGCUGUGGAUCCAAGUGUAUUGUGGGAAGUGCCGGAAGCAUGGAGCCUUCAGCAAGCAGCCACCAUACCCAUGGCGUAUGCCACAGCCUACUACGCCCUUCUCGUGCGCGGGAACUUGCGUCCUGGAGAAUCCGUGCUGAUCCAUUCGGGAAGUGGAGGCGUCGGACAGGCGGCCAUUUCCAUCGCGCUAUCCAUGGGAUGCAUCGUCUUCACCACCGUCGGUUCUAAUGAGAAGCGAGAAUAUCUGAUUCGCCGCUACCCAAAGUUGGAAACAAGAAACAUCGCCAAUUCACGGAAUGUCUCCUUCGAAAAACAUGUGCUUCGAGAAACCAAAGGAAGAGGCGUGGACAUCGUGCUGAACUCGCUGGCAGAAGACAAGCUGCAGGCCAGUGUUCGCUGCCUCGCGACACAUGGCCGCUUCCUGGAGAUUGGAAAAGUCGACCUCUAUAAUGACUCCCAAUUAAAAAUGUCUGUGUUCCUGAAGGGCGUUACUUUCCACGGGGUCUUGCUGGAGCUGCUACAUGGCGACGACGCCAUCGCAGUUGAAGAAAGGCAUCGGGUCGCAGAACUCAUCCGCAGUGGCAUCGCAUCGGGUGCCGUGAGGCCACUUGAUGCUGUAGUGUUCCCACGUGACCAAGCCGAGGAUGCCUUCCGAUUUAUGGCCUCAGGAAAACACAAAGGCAAAAUUAUGCUCGAGAUCCAGCCGGAGAAAACCCUGCAGGAAAAUUCAGUGCCCAGGCUGCUCAUUGUCGAGGCCACGGCGCUUACCUGGUUCUACGGGCACAAGUCGUAUGUCAUCACUGGUGGCCUCGGUGGUUUCGGCCUCGAGCUGGCUGAGUGGAUGGUGAACCGCGGAUGCAGGAAGCUUCUUCUCACCACCCGGUCAGGAGUGCGCACAGGCUACCAGCGGCUUUGUCUGCAUCGAUGGCAAAAAGCUGGAGCAAAGGUCAUUGUGAGGAAGAUCGACGCCUCUGAGGAAGACGGCGCACGAAAGAUUAUCGAAGAAGCUACAGCUAUGGGACCCAUAGGAGGCAUAUUCGUCCUUGCUGUGCUGCUCCGCGAUGGGCUUCUUGAAAACCAGACAGCCGAGUACUUUGAGACAGUAUUCAAAAUCAAGAUUGAUGGCACCCGACACCUGGAUGAACUCUCCUGCAAGAUGUGCCCGGAACUGGACCAUUUCGUCUGUUUCUCAUCACUCGCCUCCGGUAUGGGCAACGUGGGGCAGACAAACUACGGCUACGCUAACUCUGCAAUGGAACGCAUCUGCGAGCUUCGUGCUGCUCGUGGGCUGCCCGGGCUCGCUAUCCAGUGGGGUGCCAUCGCUGAUGUCGGUGUGUUCCACGAGAUAAUGGGUGACGACGCCACUAUCGCCGGCACAACGCCCCAGCGAAUAAGCUCGUGCAUCACGUUGAUGGACCAGUUUUUGAACCAGAAUCAUCCUGUCGUUUCGAGUUGCGUCAAGGCUGAUCUAUCCACGGAGGGCGACAGCAACAAGUGCGACCUCGUCGCGGUGAUUGCACGAAUUCUCGGCGUCAAGGAUCCCGCAAGCCUCAACCAUGCCAUUUGCUUCAGCGAACUUGGCAUGGACUCUCUUAUGGCUGUCGAAGUGAGGCAGGCAAUCGAGCGAUACAUCGGCCUUACACUAUCCAUGCAGGAGAUCCGGCAACUGACCAUGAAUGUGCUGCAGAAAUUGAACGAGAGCACCAGAGCCAACUAGACAGCCUAUGGAUAACACGACAAAGUUUGUAUGAAGUGGACCCUAAAAAUAUCGCAUGCAACAAUAUUAUGCCAGAAUAUUCGACAUUGAUUCAUAUUGGUUUUCCUAUGAAAACUUUCAUUAUGGUAACGCGAACACUUUCGGCCUCUUACUUCUUAUGUUAAUGUUCUCACACUACGGACAUGCACAGCUAAACGCUCCUACUUCACUUGGACAAUGCCUUUUGGCAUUGGCUAUAAGCGCUGUCAUUGAUUUUUUAUCACACGGACGCUAUUACAAGUGGAGGGUGUGCAAACUCAAGACCAUUAGUAUACGUUCACAAAAAAAGAUAUGUUUUGUGCAUGCAGACCCACUUCUGGUCUUUAGGCUUUGAUGCGCGUGCGUAAUUGAAUGUUUCGAAAAAUGGCAAUGUGGAGGCUUUACUUCACCACGGCGCAUUACACCGUGCAUCUGGAUCUCACGACCAGGUUGCUCUGAAGGCUCCUUCAAGAGAAUGAAUAAAUUGCAUUUUAAGAGCUCA
Messenger RNA from Dermacentor silvarum, 7220 nucleotides. RefSeq names its product fatty acid synthase. Lineage: Eukaryota; Metazoa; Arthropoda; Arachnida; Ixodida; Ixodidae. The transcript has 25 exons. Gene Ontology annotation, biological process: fatty acid biosynthetic process. Gene Ontology annotation, molecular function: oxidoreductase activity; 3-oxoacyl-[acyl-carrier-protein] synthase activity; phosphopantetheine binding. The record is from RefSeq and is a predicted model, not a curated record. The coding region runs from base 59 to 6700 and encodes 2213 amino acids.